Messenger RNA from Drosophila serrata, 1471 nucleotides. RefSeq lists its product as uncharacterized. NCBI's taxonomy places the organism in Eukaryota, Metazoa, Arthropoda, Insecta, Diptera, Drosophilidae. The record is from RefSeq and is a predicted model, not a curated record.
GAGACACAACAAAAAGGAACGCCAAAGAAACAGUUAUAUUUUACAGUUGCAGUUUCGCUAGUAGUGGUCUCGUUAUUACCUUAUUUUUUCUUAUUCCAUUACACUUUUCGGUGUUUCUGUAUGCGGAGUUCAUGUAAAAAAGAGAAGCAAACAACGACAAUCCAAAUCCUCCGGGUGUAAGGCAAUAUUUCAGCUGUCAUGCCAUUUCAGCCAUUGGGAUGCGAGAGGAACGUAGCGAUUCGUGAGAGCAAAAUGGAACACACAUGAAAAGAGUACGGUUUUCUCGGUGCUGCCAUUCUUGUUUCGCUCGCGCCGCCCGCAGUUAGUGUUUUGUUGUUGGUCGCGCGAGUUAAAAAUUUACCGUUUUCGUUGCCAUUAUUUAAUGUCGUACAUAUUAGCUGUAUUGCUUCUACAAGGUCACUCUAUAUAACAUUGCGUAUGCGUGUGUGUAACCAUUCAGGGUGGACCUCAACCAGCGUCCAUUAGGCUGGACCAAGAGCAGUCAAAAUAAAUAAUAAAUUCCACAGAAAAUUAUCGAUGAAUAAUAAUAAAAAUUUAUUAAUAAAUUUCAACUACCAUGAAUGUUGUGUCCAGAAGCAGCCUUUGGCGUAUGGCCAAGCGGGAGAGCGAGAAGGCUAAUCCUUCACAAUCAAUGGAUGAUUAUGACGAUAUGUUUGAGCCCAAUUACCAAGAUAUUCCAAACAGCACUAAUCAUAAAUCUGUUGAAUCAAAGGCGGGCUUUUCUAAAAAUUUGAAUAAUUUAAACAAAAACAGCGGCUUAAGUCAGACUCAGUUCGCUGAACUCGCAAAGGCUCUCACCUCUGAAAAUGAAAGCUUUUCCCGAAUGGAGGAGAGAAUGGAUAAGAUGGAAGCUCAGCUUAUCAAGCUGAUCGAAACAAGUACCAAAUAAUGACUUCGGUGAGGAAGCUGACUGAGCGUCGAGGACCACCGAAAACAGAUUUUCCCUGCAAAAGCAUCGGGGAACUCGAUGAAAUCGAAGCAAAGGUAGCCGCAGAUCAAUCUAAAUAUAUUGAACUGUUCCGGGCAAUGCUGGCCCCUGAGGGUGUUUCAAAGAACCUAAAUAGAAUUCUUACAACAACAGUAUUGAUGGAAAUGAACUAUGGAGGAACGUGCUCUAAAAAAGGCCUGACUUCAUAUGUUAACCUAAACAAUGCGAUAUAUGAGUCACAGCGAGCUGAUGGUUACACCUGGGGGGACUACGCCAAGGAUGUCCGCACAGCUUUUUCGAAAUUGAAAAAUAGAAUAUAUAAGGCUACUAGUAAAAGUAAAAAGCGACGUAGAGCGGCAAUGGGCGACGACUGUGAUACCGAUAACUUUAAAAUGGAAACGAACUCGUAACAUUCAACUUAUUCAACUUAUUAUUAUUAAAUUUGUUUGAGUUUCUUCACGCUACUGAAACAGUGUUCGCAUGAAUCUAUGUACAUAUGUCAAAAUACAAAGUGUACCACAA